Molecule: messenger RNA, 3541 nt
Organism: Thamnophis elegans (Western terrestrial garter snake)
Lineage: Eukaryota; Metazoa; Chordata; Lepidosauria; Squamata; Natricidae
Gene: SHLD2
Product: shieldin complex subunit 2
Exons: 11
Coding region: 851-3433 (860 amino acids)
Biological process (GO): regulation of double-strand break repair via homologous recombination
Cellular component (GO): nucleus; site of double-strand break
Source: RefSeq, a predicted model, not a curated record
CGCCAUUGGCCCGCGUUCGCCCCGCUCACCGUUGCUGCGGGAAGACCCGAGCGGGUAAGAUGGCAGCGCCGGCUGUGGGUGUGUAGAGCACUGCUGGAAGUUAACGAAGAGAAUGAAAGGGAACUUCUUCAUUAAAGGUGGACAGAGACUGUAAGAUGCACCGGCGGAUAAGACACACCAAGAUUUCAAAGAGAACAAAACCUUUGAGAUUUCUAUCAGAGACAUUGGAUUCCUGACUCGCAAACUCUACCAACGUAUAUUUUGCCAUAAUAUUCAAAAAUUGCUGAUGCAAGAAAUCAACUUUCUGCGCUUUGUGAUGUAACACAAAGCUUGAAGAUUCCAGGAAGGUGAACAAUGGUCUAUCUCACUUCAUGAACAAAAUUGGAUAUUUUACCAUUUUUAAAAACAACAGUGUUUCAGUGUAUCAUCGUAUCUACUUUUGAAAAAAUCUCCCCUUUUUCUUUGUCCAUAUUGAUGAAGGUCAAUAUUUUAGGAGGAGCUUUUGACAGUAAAUUAAAGAACAAAAAGGAAAAUAUAAAGUAUAAGAUAACAUUAAUUUUGAAUUAAAGAAAACAGGAACUCCAAGAGGACUAAAUUCAAUGUUUUUAUCCAUUGAUGAAAUCAAUUUUGAGUAUUUUUAUGAAUAUUUAUUAUUGUACAUUUCCCCAAACCUCCAUGGAUGGAAUUAGUUUCUUGAAUAUUUUAUGACAGAUUAGCACACAAUCCUUGAAUGAAUUGUUUGAAAAUCUAUGAAUGAGUAAAGGUUAUGUUUUAGGCACUAUAAAAUGAACUGUUGUGUACAUCCCAUGAUAUAUUUUCCCCACAACCCAAACCCUGCAAGGAAAACAAAAUGUCCAGAAGACCUCAAAUUCACCUCUUCUUUGGCGCACCCAUUCUUUCCACUGCUCCAAGCAGCCCCAAAGGAGAGAAUGAUUCUUCGGCUAAUGAGAAACCAUGGAGAGAAUUACACCUUUCAUUUACCAAUGAGACUUCUAACCUUUGUAUCACAAACUUGAGCUCUCUUGAACAUGAGUCUGCAAAUGAUGCAGUUUUGAUUGUCCAUUCCAAAGAUCACUUCCCAGUAAACUUUGAAAAAAGAGGUGGCUCAGUGAAUGAUGAUUGUGCAACAUCGGUUGGAUGUGUCAAAUCCUUCAGCCAUAAAAAGAAGGUCCUGGGUGAGUCACGUGACGGUGGUUCUGUCUGCAGUGGUAUAAGCAGAGGGAACCAGAAAAAACACCAUGUAGCUCAACAAAGCAAAAAGGAUUAUAUCAAAGGAGAUGCUAAUUGUAUCAUAGAUAGCUGUCUUGAGUCUUCUCCCUUGGUUUUUGAGGUGAAAGACUUAAAAAAUUGUGUGGUAGUUAAUCACAACCCGUCUUAUCUUCAGUCGGAACCUCAGGGUGAAAAUCUACUCCUGAGUCAGUAUCUGAAAAGAUGUUCACAAAAAGCAGAUGAAUCGAAACCCAGAAGCGUACUAGAUGUACCUUCAAAUCUUGACCUAUCCACAGACAAUGAAUUCCUUAGUAUUCUGACUUUAAGUCAAGUAGCUCUCUGUUCAGGACAAUAUGCCGUAGGACAGAAUGAAAUGCAAAAUAAACCUACAGCAGGGGAAGGAGUAGAAUUGGCCCUACCUUGUAGGGAAGACAUAGAAGAUGGAGAACCUCUACGUAAAUCAAAUGAAGAUGGUGAUACGGCGGCAAAGAAAGUUGACACAAACUGUGAAGCUGACUCUGAUUGUUCCAUUCAACUCUUUGAUUCAGAUAACUCAAGCCAAGAUAACUCAGAUUUCAAAAAAUGUAGUCCUCUGUCUUCACCUGUUAACAACGAAGGACAGGACCUUAAACCCCAACAGAAAAGACAGUUAUGUCCUCCAGAAGACCACCAUGCUGAAAGAUCUCAAGAAACUGAUGAUAAUGUGAUGACUUCUCGCUUUACUUCUGGAGAUCAGCAGCUAUCCAAAAGAAUCAAAUUAGCAUCGUCUCCUCUUUGCCCAGUUAAAACAACGAGGAUCCUGGGAAUUGAAAAAGCUCAGAAGCAGCUGUCAUUGCUCAAGGAUUGUGUUGAGAAGAGCCGGAAGUUCUCUGUCUUGGUUGUAGUGCUACAUCCUUGUCAUAUCAAAGAAAUCAAGACGGGAAGUACCGCAUCCUGCAAAGUCCCCUUAGCCACAGUUGUUGUUGCUGAUCAGUCAGAAGUGAGACAGAAGGUUGUGUUGUGGAGAGCAGCAGCAUUUUUAUCACUUACCGUCUUUCCUGGAGACAUCGUACUCUUCACAGAUGUUGUUGUUUGCGAGAACCGUUGGGUUGGAGAAAUGAUGCUGCAAUCAACUUUUACAACCAAACUGGUCAAUCUUGGAAGCUGUUCAGCUAUUAAUCCUAAAGAGGCCUCCCAUAUAGUAGACUGGCGUCGUCUCCAGGAUUUGCUGACCUACGUUUGUACAAAACACAGCCCUCUUCACGCUCUCCCUCCAAGGCCAAGGCAGAGCCUGGACCACGUUCCGCGUGUCCUUCUAAGUUGGCUCAAACCAGAUACUUUGGUGCAUGCGGUGUUGAGAGUGAUCAACAUUGCAGUGUUGAGAGAAUCCGUGUAUAGUUUUAAAGGAGAAAAGCAAAGUAAAAUCGUCUUAACAGUGGAACAAAUCAAGGGCCAACCUUAUGCCUUGGUCGUUUGGGGUGAUGCAGCCACCCAGUGUCUUCAGCUUCAGAGGAAAAAAGAUCAUAUUUGGGAAUUUAGGUAUCUCUUGGUAAAACACCACCCCGUCUCUGGGGACUUGGAGCUGCACACGACCCCUUGGUCGGUCAUAGAGUGCCUUUUCGACGACGAUGAAAGAGCUCUGGCCUUCAAAGAGAAGUUUGAAAUGAAGGCGUCGAUGAAGAUGACUACUCUGGCUUCCCAUCUAGAAGAAAAAAGUUCGGGAAUAAUCCAAGUGAAGGCCUGUGUUUCAAAGCUCAGCUUUACAGAUGCUUCCCUCUCUCAUGGACAGCUGGUCUUUGACGCUGAUACUUCCCUGGAGCACAUAUUCGCUUCUCUUCCCCUGAUCACCUACAAGGGGUGUGGAAAAUGUGGCCGUGAACGACAGACAGAUGACAAUGAGAUCUACAAAGAGUGCCUUACCUGCUUACCUUUGAACCAAGUCAAAGUCUUUUACAGACCUGCUGUGAUGACUGUUGAGGAGGGGGACUAUGAGAUCUCUGUUCGGGUGGGACCUGAAUUGAUGGAGAAGAUAUUCCUUAACAUUCCUGCAGCAUGGCUGAAGAAGGUUGUAGAACGUCCCUCAGACACCACCUACGGGAUGCUGGUGGCCGAUCUCUGCCAUUCUCUGCUCACCGACUCCAAGGCAUCCUACCUUCUCACUAUCAAGAGCCAUUUUGUCCUGGAUGAAAACAGUUUUCCUCUGGAGAAGGACUUCCAGCUGUUGGAGUUCCACCUUGAUCUCUGAAGCAGCCACUUCUAAUGAGGUUCCUCACCAGGGGUAGGCUGCUGGGGGUUCGCAUGGGUUCGGACGAUCCCCUAGCUAGGAUUCUGCCCAGUUUGGUGAACCCCCAAA